This is a messenger RNA of Triticum dicoccoides, 528 nucleotides long. Its product is annotated as WD repeat-containing protein 3 homolog. Gene Ontology annotation, cellular component: Pwp2p-containing subcomplex of 90S preribosome; small-subunit processome. Lineage: Eukaryota; Viridiplantae; Streptophyta; Magnoliopsida; Poales; Poaceae. The transcript is spliced from 2 exons. Gene Ontology annotation, biological process: maturation of SSU-rRNA. The record is from RefSeq and is a predicted model, not a curated record. Gene Ontology annotation, molecular function: snoRNA binding; protein binding. Bases 164 to 412 code for a protein of 82 amino acids.
GGCAGUGGAGGAGCAGCAGCGGCCAACGGCAGAUCGGCGUGUCAUGGGAGCAGACACGGCGGCCGUCACGGGCAGAGCAGAGCGAAGUUGGCAUGGCGGCUAGGCGGCUGUCCGGACUGGAUCCCGCCAUCACCACCAGCCACCGCCUCAUUUGUCCGUGUCCAUGUCGGCGAAACCAAGGGUAUGCCUCGUGUCCUGCGAGGUGACACUCCACCGCCACCGCUCUGCUGCUUCCGCCCUACGCUUCGCUCCCUCCGGUGCCAUCCUCACCUCCGACAAAAAGGACCUCUUGGACGUCAUUGCACAUGCUGGCCUCUUCCGACCCCGUGGCCACCGUGAUCAGGUAAUUGAUUUUGUGUUCCUGGAUUCGGGUAAGAAGCUAGUGACCUGCUCCAAGGACAAGGUUAUCUAGGUUUGGGACCUCGACACACAACACUGAAGGAAAUUUGCCCUAGAGGCAAUAAUGAUGUUAUUAUUUUAUUUCCUUAUAUCCAGAUAAAUGUUUAUUAUUCAUGCUAGAAUUGUAUU